UAGUAUCCGAACACACCGACUUAUAAAUAUCCAUUUCAAUCCAAAUUAUUUGAAUAUUUUCUGAAAUUAUUACAUAAUACAAAAAGUCAACAGUUUUAUCAUUCAUUAUCAAAAUCGAAGCACCAUUCAACUCGACCAGUACACGGUGUGGCCUUCCGAGUAAACAGUGUCCUCAUUGCUGAUUAGGACAUGGAAGAAGGUGCAGUAGAAAUGUGACGGUUCGUAUGUGGUCGUUACAGAAACAUUCAGAACUGAUAAAGUAAUAUGUGAAGUGGUAUUAUGAAUUUUGGAUAUCAUACAAAUGGACAUAGGAGUAUUGAUGAUAUGGCUGCUGCCAGCGAUGGUGUAUGCUAGAGUGAUGAGAGAAGAUGCCUUCGAUCCUGAAGGUGUAUGCCGGGUUUACUCCCAGAAUGGACUGCUGCACUUUGAUUGUUCAGACAGAGGGCUAAGUGAAUUGCCAGAUCAACUCAACUACAAGGCACAGGCACUUAUUCUGGCCAACAACAACUUUGUUUCGUUUCCGAAGCAAAUAGAAAAAUUUACAGAAUUAGAAAUAUUAGAUUUAUCUGGAAACAGAUUAUCACAAGCCCCACCAAGCUACUUAGAAGACAUCAGCUCACUGAAAGUUCUAAAUCUAUCAAACAACAAUUAUGAUUCAUGGCUUUAUAACGACGCUAAGUUCAAUUUCAAGAAACUGGACCUUUCCAAAAACAAGAUCAAUAAAAUCGAAGAUGACGCCUUCGCAAACGUAAUGAAACUUUCCUUUCUGGACCUAUCGGAAAAUAGACUUUACGAUAUACAACCUGGGAUAUUUUCCCAGGCAAGCAGUUUGAACACGUUAAUCUUAUCCCGAAACUAUUUCUCCAAAGUCCCGAAAUUCGAAUCACAAUCAUUACGAAACUUACAUUUAAGCAACUGCCAAAUAAUGACGUUGGAACAGGAUUCUUUAGCUGCACUGAAUUCACUGUUAGUUAUUGAUUUAUCUAUGAAUCAAUUAGAAAGAAUUCCUGACAGUCUCGCGUCAGCGACAUUGCAAGAGCUAGACUUCAGUUACAAUGAGAUUUUUGAACUGACAGAUCUGACUUUCUCAUCAUUACCGCACCUCGCGGUUUUAGAUUUGAGAGGGAACGAAUUCAAAUAUGUUUGGUCGACGUCUUACUUCUCCUCGAAUCCAUUUUUGAGGGAAGUCCGCUUAAAGGGUAAUCGAUGGUGCUGUGAAGGGUUCAGUGUAAACCUCCUGCUUACGUACGAAUUUUUGACGAAAGAGCCAUCAAAGAUACAAGACAGACAAGCACUUAUUUGCUAUACUCCAUCUAAUGUGACCCAACUAAGCUGGCAACAAGCUUAUAUCAAGACAUGGCAUGCUGAUAUAACUGCUGUAUCGUCCUAUACAACAAUGGCUGUUAUGAUUGGAAUAAUUAUAGGUAUUGUGCUCACAUCUUUCGUUUGUCGAGGGAUAAUGUAUUUGAAUAAAAUCAACCCCCCACCACCCAGCGAGCAAGCAUUGAAUGGACUAGUAAACAGAUCGCAAUCUGAGCCAGUCACUAGAAUACCUUUACGAGAAGACGAGCCUCCAACCUACGACGAAGCUCUGCUAAUGCCUCGUUUGAACUCUUCUUUCCAUUCCCUUCCAGAUUUUGUAGAUGAGGAAGAGACACUGCGAAGAAAUAGAAGAAGAUCUAGAUCUAUUGGUGAUUUAAUUGAACCCAGACCUAGGCUGGGCGAUAGACGAUCUAUAAGACGUACAUUGGACUUGAGAAAUUAAAUCCCGUGUCUUAUAUUUUUAAGUUAACUUAUACUUAUAUAAGUUUACCUUCUAGUGUUAGAACUGUGAAAGUAACAUUUUUGUGAAGAAUUAGGCAUUUAAUUAAUUAUAAAAUUAUUAUAAGUUAUUAGUUACGGGUUCUUUUCUUUACUACUUGAACAACAACGGACUGUCGUAACUACUAGCUAGAUAAUACUGUAAGUGAGCAUUUUCAUUUUAUCAGACACAUGCAAACAUUUUAUAAAACAUAAUUAUAUAAAAAGAUAUUUGAGUAAUGUAUUAUACAUAUAAACGUCAUAUGCAUAUAAUGAUUUUGCUACGAUGGAUAGAAAUUAGAAAUGUAACCUAAUUUAUAAAUACAUUUAAAAUUCGUUGUGUUACGAAUUUCAUACUGUUGUUAUAUUGGUAAUCUACCGAAACAACUGAUUGAAUUGAAUUGAAUUCUAAAUAUUUUUGUACCAUGUUUAUUAUUAUUUUAUGUAAUAAUUGUUGUUUAAGUUUUAUAUUUGUCUAAUUGUUGUUUUUGUAAUUUUUUCUAAUUAUUACACAAUGAAUUCCCACUGGAAUAUAGUUUUUUGUUUUUGUAAUAAGUGACAGAAAAGCAGCUAGGUGUGUGGAAGUAUUCGUGUUUAAAUUUCAGCUUUGGUACCAGAAAGUCAAAAGACUUUCUGGUAAGUAAAAUAAAAAAUAAAGUAAAUAAAAUACAUAUUAAUAUUA
This is a messenger RNA of Leptidea sinapis, 2482 nucleotides long. RefSeq names its product leucine-rich repeat-containing G-protein coupled receptor 5-like. The coding region runs from base 302 to 1765 and encodes 487 amino acids. NCBI's taxonomy places the organism in Eukaryota, Metazoa, Arthropoda, Insecta, Lepidoptera, Pieridae. Gene Ontology annotation, molecular function: protein binding. The record is from RefSeq and is a predicted model, not a curated record. The transcript is spliced from 3 exons.